Molecule: messenger RNA, 1273 nt
Organism: Lycium barbarum (goji berry)
Lineage: Eukaryota; Viridiplantae; Streptophyta; Magnoliopsida; Solanales; Solanaceae
Product: MYB-like transcription factor 4
Exons: 2
Coding region: 159-1037 (292 amino acids)
Source: RefSeq, a predicted model, not a curated record
AAAAAGAGUACCACCUUUCCCCGAAGUCUUGUCCCUCCCUCCACCCCAAACACUCCAUCUUCACUUAUUCUUAGUUCUCUCUGUUUUCUUCUUGAGUAGCUCUGAAAAUUUUACAAAAAAAAUUAAAAACAAGGAAGAAGAAACAAAUUAAAGAGAUAAUGGGUAGAGCACCAUGUUGUGCUAAAGAGGGGUUGCGCAAAGGGCCAUGGUCCUCUAAAGAAGAUUUGUUACUUACUAAUUAUAUCAACCAACAUGGUGAAGGCCAAUGGAGAUCUUUGCCUAAAAAUGCUGGGUUGCUUAGGUGUGGAAAAAGUUGCAGGUUAAGAUGGAUGAACUAUUUAAGACCAGGGAUUAAAAGAGGAAAUUUCAGUGAAGAUGAAGAUGAUCUUAUAGUGAGAUUACAUUCACUUUUGGGUAAUCGUUGGUCACUAAUUGCUGGAAGAUUACCUGGUCGUACAGAUAAUGAAAUCAAGAAUUAUUGGAACACGCAUUUAAUCAAGAAGCUCAAAAGUGCUGGAAUUGAACCGAAAAAACCCCACAAAAAGUUAUCCAAAAAACAAUCAAGAAAACAACCCCAAAAAGAGAAGUCAAGAAAAAAGGAGGGGAAGAAGAGUAAUAACAACAACUUAAAGGGUCAAAUUGUACAAGUUGAGAAGACCAAAGUUUUUGCACCAAAGCCCAUAAAGAUUUCUUGUGGGAUUUCAAGGAACAAUAGUUGUGAAAAUGUUACAUUGAGUAGUACCACUUGUUCCUCAAAUAGUAAUUUUGAAGAAGUUGAUCUUGGAAACAAGAAGGAAAAUGGGAUUAUGAGUCAUGAAAAUGAGGUGAAUAUUUUUCUAAAGGACUUUGGUUUUGGUGAAUUACUUGAAGGGGAUGGAUUUUGUGAUGAAUUUCUUAUGGAAGAAAGUUGCAAAUUUUCAAACAAAUGCUCAGUGGAAAUGAAUGAUAAUAUGUUGGAGAAAGUCUACGAAGAAUAUCUUCUACUUCUUUCUGAAAAUUGUUAUAAUCAAGAAGAUCAAAAGGAGCAAAAUUGUUAAUUUAGUUUUAGUCAGAUGCAUGUUAGUUUUUUUUUUUUUUAACUGAAGUCUACUAAUCCGACUAAUUUAAGUUUACUGCUUCUAAGAAUGUAUAUUAAUUUAGUUUCUACUAACGAUUAUCUAGUUUUGGCUCAAUUUGUCGUGGGUACAAUGUACCAAAAUUAAAUGAAAUCAGUAGCAUGUGACUUUGCCUCAAUUAUUUAUUCCUUUUGAAUCUUGAUCAGUCUGUCUUCUUU